This is a messenger RNA of Strongylocentrotus purpuratus (purple sea urchin), 2275 nucleotides long. RefSeq names its product CDP-diacylglycerol--glycerol-3-phosphate 3-phosphatidyltransferase, mitochondrial (gene pgs1). The coding region runs from base 127 to 2121 and encodes 664 amino acids. Gene Ontology annotation, molecular function: CDP-diacylglycerol-glycerol-3-phosphate 3-phosphatidyltransferase activity. The transcript has 10 exons. Gene Ontology annotation, cellular component: mitochondrion. The record is from RefSeq and is a predicted model, not a curated record. Lineage: Eukaryota; Metazoa; Echinodermata; Echinoidea; Camarodonta; Strongylocentrotidae. Gene Ontology annotation, biological process: cardiolipin biosynthetic process.
UAAUACAUGAAUAUUCAUGAUUUAUUCCCAAGAUUCGAUUCAUGCGAUCUGUGGAGUUUUCCAGCUUUCUCAUCUCAUGAUCAACAGAUGAUUCUAUUUACUGACUGAUACAAGGAAAAUAGCACCAUGCAUUGUUUGUUCAUCAAGCAGAUGAGGGGUUUGGUGAAAGUCAGACAUUCACUGGCGAAAAAACAUUUUGUGAUUGGAGUGGCAUAUUCCAGCUUCAAGAUGAGACCGACCAGACCGUCAGCAGCAGAUGGGACCGAACGUCUGCCCUUCCAGUGGCUGAAGCUGAGAGCUCCUGAAUUCAGAGUCAGUGGAGAGCAGAUAACUGUCCUUCAGGAACCAUCAGAGUUCUACAAUGCAAUCAAGGAUAAUAUCGGUUUGUCAAAGAAGAGCAUAGUCCUAGCUUCUCUCUACCUCGGUGAUGGGCCAAUGGAAGAAGAGCUGGUGAAAUCCAUACAUGAUGCUUGCGAGAGAGCCGAGAGCGAAGGGGAGGAAUUGAGCAUUCAUGUCCUACUGGACUGCGUACGGGGAUCACGAGGAGUGAAGAAUUCCCGCACCAUGCUGCAGCCGCUCUUGAAGGACUUUCGGGAUCAAGUGACUGUAUCACUCUACCACACCCCGGAGCUGAGGGGUGCAAAGAAGGCCCUCAUCCCAGAGAGAUUCAACGAAGCCAUCGGUCUUUCACAUCUCAAAGUGUACACCUUUGAUGACACUCUGCUGAUGUCAGGGGCCAAUUUAAGUGAGAUGUACUUCACUAACAGGCAAGACCGGUACAUCCUCAUCAAGAACUGUCCAGAGUUGGUCAACUUUUUCAACGAGCUGGUUCUUGCGGUCAGCUCUCUGUCUUUCCAACUCCAUCCGGACAAUUCCCUAACUCUCCAUUCAGCAGACAGUAUUCAUCCAUUUGAAGGAGACCUGGAGGAGUUCAAGUUGAGAGCAUUCAACAAAAUACAGAAUGUUUUAGAAUCCCAUGAGCAUGACCAUAGCUUAGGUUCAUUGAAAAAGUGGCAGAGGACAGUCACAGGUAGCAGUAAAAGCGAUUGCGCAAUGAACAAUCAACGAGAAUGUAGAACUGACCAAAGCAAGCUAGGGCACGCAACCACAGAUCACAAAACAGUGCAAUCUUCCUUAGGUAGUGUUUUAGUCGCACAAGAGUCGGGAGGUGUGCAUUAUGUAUUUGAUGCUUCUGCAAAUGAAAGAACUAGUAAGUGCAAUGAAGGAGACGUAACAGAUGGGUCAGUAGAAUCUCAGGGAGACGGUUGUCAUGGUGAUUUGAGACAGGGUAGAACUGAUCAUAACUCUGUGGAGGAAACUGUGGAUCAGGUCAAGGUUCAGUUGCAGGAUGAGGACGCCAUACAUGUCAGGGGACAGGAUGCCCAUCCGUUUGUAGGAAAUAGCAGACAAAGAACGUUGGAUGACACUAAAGCAACGGCAUCUCAGGGAACAAAAAGCCUUGAGGAUUGCACCAAAGACAUCAAGGAGGCUGACACGGUGAUCUAUCCCUUGGUUCAGAUGGGUCCUCUGGGUAUCACGGUAGACCAGGAGGUCACCAGGCAGCUGCUAGGUGAAGGGGAUCCAGAAGCAGUGUGCUACUUGGCAUCAGGGUACUUCAACCUUACCUCAGAGUACAUGGACACCAUCUUGCAGUCGAAUGCUACCUUUGAAAUGCUGAUGGCUUCUCCCCAGGUGAAUGGAUUCUAUGGCUCCCGUGGAAUAUCAGGAUACAUCCCCCACUCCUAUACCUUCAUUGCACGCGAGUUCUUCAGGGCGAUACACCAAGGUCGACAGCAGCGCAGGAUAACGCUCUAUGAGUUCUACAGAGUUGCAUGGACAUUCCAUGUCAAAGGGUUGUGGUAUUACCUCCCUGAAGAGAGUCUUCCCUCUCUCACUCUCAUUGGAUCUCCAAACUUUGGUCAUAGGUCAGUCCAUCGUGAUCUCGAGGCUCAACUUGCCAUCGUUACCCAGAAUGCCUCACUCAGGGAGCAGUUACACAACGAGCAUGAGCGUCUGUAUGCAAGAUCAGAGAAAGUAACAGCCGACACGUUCACGCAACCUGAGAGGAGAGUACCGCUUUGGACAAGACUGGUUACCAUAGUAACGCGCAACUUCUUUUGAAACAAGGGUCAAAGCUUCCCUAAGAGUUGUGUGAGUACAGGAGCAAGGAUGCUCUGUAAGCAGACAUGUCCAAAUGGUGUUGGGCAAAUAAAUCUAUCAAAUUAUAUUUUGAAGACAUUUGUAUGUUACUGGACCCAAUUGGUCCAAAGAAUUA